AUGGCCCCCAGCCCGCGCCUUGCUAACAUCCUCCGCCCAAUUGGCCUGAUCUGGUUCUCCAUUCGCUUGCACUGGGAAGCAUUCAAGGAUGCGUACCGUCAACACGGUUUCGGAGCAUUUGGGCGCAUAUCGCAGAUUCGAGAUGCCGCCUCAGCAAAGCUGUUCUCUGUGACCUCCAACGGCUUCGUCGCGUUCGAGGACACGACCAUUAUCCCCUCGCUCCUGAAAGCCGCCGAUGGCGUUGUCCUUGAGCUAGGGCCCGGGCCAGGCAACCAGCUGCACCGUUUUGACAUGUCCCGCGUCAACAAGAUCUACGGCGUGGAGCCUAACUCCCGCUACCAGGACGGCAUAAAUGCCAAGCUGCAGAAGAACGGCAUUCAGGAUAAGUACAAGCUCAUCGUUUCCGGCAUUGAGGACAGCGACGUUCUGAGGAAGGAGGGGAUCACCGAAGGCAGCCUGGAUUCCGUGCUGUCCAUCCAGGUCCUGUGCGCGGUGCGGGAUCCAAAGGCCGUGAUGAAGGAGGUGUGGAAGCUACUCAAGCCUGGAGGGAAAUUCAUCUUUUGGGAGCAUGGGUGGAGCAGGAGCUCCUUGACGGUUGCUGAGCAAAUUAUUCUCAACCCUGCUUGGAGCACAUUCGUCGGAUGCUCAAUGACCCGCAAUGUGCUGGGGGACAUUCUCAACGCUGGAGAGUGGGAGAACCCCCAGGAUAUCGAAGAGCCUGAAGAUUUAGUCAGCAUGCUGCCUAGGAUCCAGGGCGUGCUUAUCAAGAAGGCUUGA
Diaporthe citri is the source of this 777-nucleotide messenger RNA. RefSeq lists its product as uncharacterized. The transcript has 4 exons. NCBI's taxonomy places the organism in Eukaryota, Fungi, Ascomycota, Sordariomycetes, Diaporthales, Diaporthaceae. The record is from RefSeq and is a predicted model, not a curated record. The coding region runs from base 1 to 777 and encodes 258 amino acids. Gene Ontology annotation, molecular function: S-adenosylmethionine-dependent methyltransferase activity.